This is a messenger RNA of Triticum dicoccoides, 1177 nucleotides long. RefSeq lists its product as uncharacterized. NCBI's taxonomy places the organism in Eukaryota, Viridiplantae, Streptophyta, Magnoliopsida, Poales, Poaceae. The transcript has 3 exons. Bases 60 to 878 code for a protein of 272 amino acids. The record is from RefSeq and is a predicted model, not a curated record.
CUCAGCUGGGCCGCGCGACUGCGGCUGCUCGACACGUCUCACCGCAGCCUCGCAACUGCAUGCGUUGCUGCUUACAAUAUAUGCAACAGGGGCCUCCCAUCAUCUCAUCGUCUCACCAGUUGACGUACGCACGUACGCUUGGAUCCAUGGGCAUGGGCAUGGGCAUGGACUUCCCGCAGAAGAAGCUUGGCUCCAUGGAUGGCGGCAAGACGCCUCCUCUGCUGCUUGGGGUUGCAGCCCAGCUGGCCAAGAAGGCGAUAGCCGCUUCUCCGUUCCCGGAUGCACACCGUCUGGCCAGCGCUUGGGCGUUCCUCACCGCCUGGUUCUUCCCCGUCUCCAUGGCCUUCGACCUUCUACUCUGCAGCCAGCUGCAGUGGUGCCAUUUUCUGGAGCGCGAGUGGGACCCGCCCAUAGACGGCGCCCUCUGGAUCGGGCUGUGGUGCUGCCCCGCACUCCAGGCGGCCGUGGCGGCGCUGGCUCUGCUGCUCCCGUUCCGCCACCGCCGGAUCCGCCGUGCCCUUGCCUACCUCGCGGUCUCGGUCGCCAUCGUCGGCCAUUCUUUGAUGGCCAGCCUCGUCCCCCUCAUUGUCGUUGCCUACCCAGGGCCAGGGCUAGGAUACCUCCUGCUCAUCGUCUUGUUCGUCUGCGCCCCGGCGGCGCUGGCGCAGCUGCUCCCGUGCCUCUCCCUCCUGAUCCGCCGUGCCCUCGCCUACCUCGCGGUCGCCAUCGUCGGCCUCUGUAUUUUGGCCAGCUUGGCCCUCGCCGCCGACACACCAGUCCUCAUCGUCUUGAUCGGCUACUCGGCGAUAAUCUUCAUCCUCGCGGUGGGCGACCUCCUCAGCUUUCUGGCCCUCUUCCUUGGAGGUGAGGAGGAGUAGCUGCUGAUCGGCCGGCCAGCCGCAAGCUCCACAUAUCUCCAUGGAUCAGCUCAUGAGGUACUCACGUACGUACGUGACCGCUGCUGAGUAGUUGCACGUAGUAGUAUUGGACCUUAAUUUGAUGUGGAAUUAAUUAGCCUGUUAUCUGUGUAAUGUGGAGCUUGCCUGGAUUAGUAUUGAUGAACAAGCUAUGGAGUACGUCUUAAUUUGAUGUAGUAAUAAUUGGACCUUUUCUCUGUAUGCAUGCCUAGCUUGGGUAUAUAUAAUUGAUGUUGGUGAAAUCGUUACCGCAGUUUAUA